CUGACCAGGUACUCAACAGUACUUUGCGAUACUUGUCCCGGUUCAUCUGCCUCACUAUUGCCAUUUACGUACGCCAUACAAUCCUACUCUACUCUACUUUACAUUGACAGUUCCAUCCUCCAACCACCGCUGCCAUGUCUUGGGCAGAACUGGAUAGGGUUCAAGAAGAAUGUCAACCGUGCGACGACACAGGUGAUGAUGAAGACGGGGCAUGUUGAGAGGACGAAUGAUCGCGACUAUGAGAUUGAGGAACGACGAUACCGGACUAUGGAGACUGCGGCGAAUCGGUUGCAGAAGGAAGCUAAAGGAUAUCUGGACUCACUACGAGCCAUGACGGCGUCUCAAAUGCGUAUUGCAGAGACCAUCGAUGCAUUCUACGGCGACGCAGGCACAAGAGACGGGGUGAGCCGGAGCUACAAGCAAGCCGUCGAGGACCUCGACGCCGAGACAAUCAAGGCUUUGGACGGACCAUACCGAACCACCGUCCUUGACCCCAUCUCUCGAUUCUGCGCCUAUUUCCCCGACGUCAAUGAAUGCAUAAAGAAACGCAACCACAAGCUGCUAGACUAUGACGCCAUGCGUGCCAAGGUCAAGAAGCUCGCCGAAAAGCCCGACAAGGACGUGACCAAGCUGCCGCGGACCGAGCGCGAAGCCGAAAUGGCCAAGCAGGCCUACGAACAGCUGAAUGAGCAGCUCUUCAACGAACUCCCGCAGCUGAUCGACCUUCGUGUUCCCUACCUCGACCCCAGUUUCGAAGCUCUCGUUAAGAUCCAGUUGCGUUUCUGUGCCGAGGCGUACUCGCGCAUGGCACAGGUGCAGCAGUAUCUCGAUGCGGAGACGCGCGACCAAUAUGCCAAGGGUGAUCUGGAUAAUCGAGUUGAGGAGGUUUUGCAGGAGAUUCGGGAUUUGAGCAUUGCUGGGACUGUUUAAGGUCUUGGUUUGGAGUUUAUGAGCAUAAUGCCUUAUUGCGGGAUUGUUAUUCGCUUUUGUCGCCCUUAUUUCUUGUCCCUGUUUACGUGUUCAUGCUUGAUAGGAGUCCAUACUUCACUCUAUUCAAGUCAAUGCAAUGCAUGCAAAUGCAACAUAUAAUCACAAAGGUAUAAUCACAAAGGGUAUCACAAUAUCCAACAUAUCAUACAUUUACCCACACCAGUCCUCAAUAUAGACAAGACAGACAC
This is a messenger RNA of Penicillium canescens, 1178 nucleotides long. Its product is annotated as amphiphysin-like protein RVS161. Gene Ontology annotation, biological process: actin filament organization; actin cortical patch localization; endocytosis. Gene Ontology annotation, cellular component: Rvs161p-Rvs167p complex; actin cortical patch; mating projection tip. The transcript has 6 exons. Gene Ontology annotation, molecular function: protein binding; lipid binding. NCBI's taxonomy places the organism in Eukaryota, Fungi, Ascomycota, Eurotiomycetes, Eurotiales, Aspergillaceae. The record is from RefSeq and is a predicted model, not a curated record.